Molecule: messenger RNA, 2950 nt
Organism: Ostrinia nubilalis (European corn borer)
Lineage: Eukaryota; Metazoa; Arthropoda; Insecta; Lepidoptera; Crambidae
Exons: 18
Coding region: 101-2950 (949 amino acids)
Biological process (GO): signal transduction
Cellular component (GO): cytoplasm
Molecular function (GO): protein binding
Source: RefSeq, a predicted model, not a curated record
AAUGUUGGGCUUUCCCUCUCUUGAAAACUGCAUAUACAUGCAAAUUUUGCUAUAACGCAUGUAGUAUGCGACUAGUGAAACUUGUAAAGUGUUGUAUCAAAUGUGCAUAGCGAAAAAAGAUAUAUUUGUGAUGAUGUGCUUUGGAAAGAAAUCUAAAAGCCACAACACUGGAACGUCCCACUGGCUAGACCCUCGCCUGGCAAGAGUACGGAAACACUCUCUCGGAGAGUGCGGUGAAGAUGAACUGCCUUAUGGCUGGGAACGAGUGACGGACGAACGAUACGGGUCAUAUUAUGUAGACCACAUAAACAGAAGAACUCAGUACGAGAACCCUGUAUUGCAGGCUAGACUGAGAGCCAAGAACGCAGCGGAGAACAAUGCCAACAACAAGCCCAAUGGAGGGACGCCUACAGGAGAACUCAGAGGCGAGAGGUUCACUCUCUCACUCACUAAAGGCACUCAGGGCUUGGGCUUCACUCUCAUCGGCGCUGAAGGCAUUCCAGAAACAGAAGGCUACCUCCAGAUACGCAGUAUUGUGCCCCACAGUCCAGCUUGGAUAGACGGAGCUCUCCGUCCCGGCGAUGUAGUGGUAGGCGUCAAUAACCGAGCGGUCCGUGGAUUAUCGCACGCGCACGUCGCGCAGAUAUUCCAGUCCAUAGCUCCAGGGUCUGACGUCACGCUACAUCUUGUCAGGGAAGAAGAAGAACCUUGCCUCCUUGCUGAUAUAAAGCAAGUUCAUGUCAACAACCGAGCCGUCCGGGGACUGUCGCACGCGCACGUCGCGCAGAUAUUCCAGUCCAUAGCUCCAGGGUCUGACGUCACGCUACAUCUUGUCAGGGGUUACCCGCUAUCGUUCGACUCCGAAGACCCGAACACUCGAGUUCUAAGUACUCUUGCGGUGGACGCCACCACUCCUGCCACCUCCGACGCGGUCGCUAUGCAGCAGUUAACCAGAGCCCUGAGGACCAGAUUCAACCUGGACUCUCCCAACCAUGUAGACCCGACCCAGGGUCGUGACGAGACGGACAACUCUCCAGUGACGCCUCACAGUCCCACCCAGCGACGUCUGAUGUCCCGGUCCUUUGACCUGGAUGCCCAGGGACCGCGGCCUUUCUUAGACGAGAGCGAGGGACCACCUGUGCCCCGCUGUCCCUCUGCUGACCAUCUACUAUCGCUGGCUACAGGUAAUCUACUCGUAGAUGCUAUGGAAACAGACAACUCUCACAGUCCCACACAGGGGCGUCUGAUGUCCCGGUCCUUUGACCUGGACGCCCAGGGACCACGACCUUUCUUAGACGAGAGCGAGGGACCACCUGUGCCCCGCUGUCCUUCUGCUGACCAUCUACUAUCGCUGGCUACAGGUAAUCUACUCGUAGAUGCUAUGGAAACAGACAACUCUCACAGUCCCACACAGGGGCGUCUGAUGUCCCGGUCCUUUGACCUGGACGCCCAGGGACCACGACCUUUCUUAGACGAGAGCGAGGGACCACCUGUGCCCCGCUGUCCUUCUGCUGACCAUCUACUAUCGCUGGCUACAGAGCACCAACCUCGCGGUCUAGGCAGCGAGGCGGGUCGAGAACUACUACUGACGCUGCGGCGCGGCGCGGCGGGCUUCGGCUUCACCAUCGCCGACAGCGUGCAUGGGCAGAAGGUCAAGAAGGUAUUGGAUCGCAGCAGAUGCGCAGGAUUGCGGGAAGGCGACCUUUUGCUACAAAUAGGCGACACAGACGUCCGACAUUCGCCGCACCAACACGUGGUCCAAGUGCUAAAGGAAUGCCCGGCGAUGCACGAGACUACCCUCCGAGUGUGGCGCCGUAAUACCGCGCGCGCGCCGCGCAGCCGCUCGGCCACGAGGCUUCAACCUGCAGCCGCUCCCGCCAGCCAGCUCGGCCGCAGCAAGACGCCGACGGCCGAGCAGCUGCGGGCGCCGCUGCACGCGCCGCGAGACCUCAACAGCAACGUCAACGCAUUGGACGAGAUGAACUCAGUGGACGCCACAUACGCAGUGCCUGACCACAAAGGGCGUGAACGGGAGAGCCUGAUCGACCGGCGCCGCCGGAGUUCUACUCCCGGCGGUCGUUUAACACUGCCCGGCGUAGCGCCUUGGAGCGAACCACAGGACCGUGAACGGGAGAGCCUGAUCGACCGGCGCCGCCGGAGUUCUACUCCCGGCGGUCGUUUGACAUUACCCGGCGUAGCGCCUUGGAGCGAACCACAGGAAAAUCAAUGGCAAGAACGCGAAACCUGGGUGGACAAUUCCAACAUCAGAAACUGGGCGGAAAGUGCCCAGAAAUGGGGCGAGGGCGGCAACGGCAACGGCUGGGCGCCUACCGAGGGCGGCAACGGCAACUGGGCGCCUACCGAAGGCGGCAACGGCAACUGGGCGAACGGCGAGCAGUGGCCCGGCAACUGGGCGGAAGUUCCCACGCCCACGGUGCAUGUUGAUAUGAAUGCUGCUUACUGGAGAGGCAACGCCAGUGUGGCGGAUAGCAGCGACAAUGGAGGUUUCCCAGAAGACGGCAUGCUCCACUCGCCUACCACCGCAGCCAUAGGCGGGCUCUCCGCCCAUAGACAAUCUCCGUCCACCAGCAGAAUGAGGCCGCACUCACCGUCUAACUCCACAGGUCGCCUCCGAAGUCAUUCGCCAUCCAACACCAGCGCUACCGAUCAUCUACUGGCCGGCUCGCCGUCAGGCCGGCUGCAGAGCCGGUCGCCUUCCAACAACUCCUGCGGCCGCAUCAAGGGCGAGCCGCUGAGGCCACCGACCGCUACUGGCCGGCUGCAGAGCCGGUCGCCUUCCAACAACUCCUGCGGCCGCAUCAAGGGCGAGCCGCUGAGGUAUGACAGGCCCCGAGCCACUCAGACACCAGGCCACCGACCGCUACUGGCCGGCUGCAGAGCCGGUCGCCUUCCAACAACUCCUGCGGCCGCAUCAAGGGCGAGCCGCUGA